AUGGUGCAAUUAAACAUUAUUGUCUUUGUUACGUUGAUGCUUCUAGCUACAAGCAGUUCUAAGCCAUCUGAUUUAGACACCGUGAUACGCGUUCCAGAGCCGUGCAGGGGUAUGCAAUAUUGUCCUUACAAGCCUGAAGGCUAUGAACUAUUUGAAGAUAAAAUGGAUAUUGUAUUCAGGCAGUUUCUGAAGGUGAACAGUACGAGAUUCACUCGAUCGAUACGAACUGAAGAAGAACAAAUAUUUCCAGACGAAUAUUUACCUUCUAUACUAUCGCCCAAAAGCGACUGGCAUAAUUGUCCUUACGAAACCAAGAGGGUACGAUUAUACCUAGCGGACUACCUUGACGAAGAUAAAGUGGAGGUAGCUUUAAUAGUACAAACAAAAGAAGUGCGACAAGUGUUCGACAUAGUAACUUGCGCGAAAAAAUAUAUCCCAGAUGGUGAUGAACAAUGUUUCCAGGAUCUGUCUAUAGCGAAAUCGGGAUUAAAAUCAGCGUGUGAAGAAACGUAUGCUCAACGUAAUGUAUAUGUAUAUAAUUUAAAGGAAAGGAAAAUCGACGUAAAAUAUUUGAGUUUUCCCGUUGCCUGUACUUGUAACGUAUCUUACAAAUUCUAA
This is a messenger RNA of Arctia plantaginis, 618 nucleotides long. NCBI's taxonomy places the organism in Eukaryota, Metazoa, Arthropoda, Insecta, Lepidoptera, Erebidae. The record is from the annotation of a GenBank genome assembly.